UUUAAUGCUCCCUUCGACCGCCAUAAAUUUUAAAUUUAAUCGACGAUUAACUCAACGGAAUUGACCAAUCGCAUUGCGUUCCGUUCAGCGGUUGGUCAAUUUUAAAUAACAUUUUUUUAUUUGUAAAAUAAAUUAUAUUAUUUCGUAUAUAUUAUAUAUCAUAAUAAUAAUUGAUAAAUGCCACCGUGAAGAAGUGAACGAAACGUCAGAAAUAAAUCCAUGAAAGACGCGGCGCUAAUUCGGAAUGCCAAGUGAAAUAUUUAUAAAUGCCAAUCGGUGAGAUCGCAAAAAUAAUAACUGAUUUUUAAACAAUUUUUCAUCAACCUAUUUCGCUCUUAUUUUACCUGCUUUAGAAAAUAACCUUCCGGGACUGAAGAACUGAAGUCGCCGAAAUCAAUGACUAAUAUACUUAAUUGCUAAGGUUAUUAGGUGAGUGAUCAGUCAAAUCGAAAAAAUAAUCGCCAUCAGACGGUCAGGAUGGACAGUAUCGAAGUUAAAUAUUAAAAAGUCGACUAUUUGGCAUUAAAACGAUUGAAUUGUAUCGAUUAUCUCUACUGUACGCUCGCAACAACAGAUGAUUCCGUCAGUGAGAAAAUUAACGAUCGAACUGACUCGACUUUCGCAUGGAAUCGUUUGAUUUCAAUCGUGUAAAUAAUCGAUACUCGGGAUCAUUUUCGAGCAGGAAAUUCUUUGUAUACACAAGUCGAACGAGUUUCUCUCGAAUUUGCCGUCACGCAUGCGGUCGUGCAUAUGAAUUAGCUCAAUUAUCUCGUUAAUUGCUCUCCUUUCUGUCGUAACUCGUCGUAAAAAGGAAAUAUUACGAUAAUAGCAAUUAUCGUGUGAUUUUCAAGGACUGUGAAGAAUGUCGACGCGAUAUUGUUGGUAGAAAUUCAGAUUGAUUUCUGUCGCGUACUAUCCUGAAGCGAGGCGAUUAGACGACAGUGAGCGGCGUAAGCAUGGGCCGUAUCUCUCCUUCCGAUGCAAAAGUCGCAUCUUUCUGCGCUAACGAGACGAGAAGGAGCCAAACUGAGAUAUAGUCGCGAAUAUAUAUACGUAAUGGAGGCGGCAGGCUAUUCUUCGCAAAGCAGAAUCGAAGAUGAUGAAAGUCGAAACUCGACAUCGCGUGAUGAGGAAACCGCGGAGCCACGAUUCACGUGUUCCUUGUACAUCUCGCGUGGUCUUCAAGAGCAAAGCCACAUAGGUUGCGAGUUGUUGCGAUCCCAUCUCGAGGAGGCAAUCGCUGCCGCCGAGCCGUUCUCGGCUUGGCGAGUCACAGAAACGCCGUGCGGCCUGAUUGCCGCCUUCGCCAGAGAAAACGACGCCGAGAAAUUGCUGCAACGCGGCGAUCUAGGCCAAGUGUUCGGAACACCUGUACAGGUAGCGCGAUUCUCAGCGAGGGACUCUCGGUACCGCCAGGCCGUACUACUGAGAGGCGUGCCGUGGGCCAUACCGCUCCAGGAUAUCGAUUCGGCUCUGACCAAGCAAGGGAUCGCCAUCGGGAACGUCGAGCGUGCGAGGCAAUUUGUUCGAGUAGAGGUUUUCGACGCGGGCCACUACGAGGCCUUGCUGCGCCAAGGUCUGGACUUCUUCGGGGCGGCGCGCUUCAGCGCUGUCCCGGAGAGCUGGUGGCGUGGCGGUAAUAAUACCGGAUGCUCCAGCAGUAUGCUCUCGCAGUGCGGUGACGCAGUGACGUCGAGUGUCGCCGAUGGAGUAUUGCAGUGCUACCGUUGCCAGGGUUUCUGGCACGUCGCUGCCAACUGUCGUCAUCUUCCACGUUGCGUACGCUGCGGUGAACCGCACAGCGUCGAAUUCUGUCCGAGACCGCGUAACAACCCUAUAUGCUGCCACUGCUCCGGGCCCCAUCACGCCGGAUAUAAGCAAUGUCCAGUCCGGCUACAACUGUCCAACGCGACGCCCGUGAGCAUCACGUUGAGCACGGCUCGUACGGGAGGUCAAUAUCCGAACAAAUCGAAUCAUUCGUUGAGGCAAGGCCACUGUUAAGAAUCGUGCUUAUCGAGUUAA
Molecule: messenger RNA, 2022 nt
Organism: Dinoponera quadriceps
Lineage: Eukaryota; Metazoa; Arthropoda; Insecta; Hymenoptera; Formicidae
Exons: 6
Coding region: 979-2001 (340 amino acids)
Source: RefSeq, a predicted model, not a curated record